This is a messenger RNA of Penaeus indicus, 507 nucleotides long. Its product is annotated as methionine-rich protein-like. Bases 1 to 507 code for a protein of 168 amino acids. The transcript has 4 exons. NCBI's taxonomy places the organism in Eukaryota, Metazoa, Arthropoda, Malacostraca, Decapoda, Penaeidae. The record is from RefSeq and is a predicted model, not a curated record.
AUGUCAAGUGCUGUACCAGGUGCUAUACCUGAUGAUAUGCCUGGAGCUAUGCAAGGUGCUGUGCCAUGUGCUAUACCUGAUGAUAUGCCUGGUGCUAUGCAAGGUGCUAUGCGAGGUGCUAUGCGAGGUGCUUUGCCUGAUGCUAUGCCUGAUGCUAUGACAGAUGCUGUGCAAGGUGCUAUGCCAGAUGAUAUGCUUGGUGUUAUACCUGGUGUAAUGCCAGAUGCUAUUCAAGGUGCUACGCCAGAUGUUAUGCAAGGUGCUAUGCCAGAUGCUAUGCAAGGUGCUAUGCCAGAUACUAUGCCAGCUGCUACGCAAGGACCAGGGCCAUUCCAAGGACCAGGGCCAUUCCAAGGACCAGGACCACAACCUUGCCAUGGUUCAGAACUACGAUCUUGCCAAGGAGCCGAUUGCUCACCUUGCGUAGCAGCUGGCAUAGUAUCUGGCAUAGCACCUUGCAUAGCAUCUGGCAUAGCACCUUGCAUAACAUCUGGCGUAGCACCUUGA